AUGAAUAAUUUUACGUUGACAUUUCAUUCGAAAUAAUUAGAAGAAAACUAUUAAAUAAAUCGAUUAUGGGCGAGGAAGGUCAUUUACUUAGGAAUUAUAACUAUUGUGCUUAUAAAUAAUGUACUCAAAAUCAUAAUUGACUCAGUUGAUGAAAAUAAUACCUCCUGGCCUAUUGAACUAGUAAUAGUAAUUUUGUGUGUGAUUGGAUUGAUUCUAUUCACAAAACUAAAACCUUAUCUUCAUGUAUGUUUAAUACUUAUAAAUUAUAUUUGUGCAAUAGAGUACUUUUAAUUGGACUCUUCAUACUCAAUACAUUAGGCAUAUGCCAAAGGGUGUAAUAUUAUGGUUGUUUAGAUGAUAAUUUUAUUUGGAACAGAAUUUAAACACUGCUUACACUAGAUAAUAUUCAUAUCAACAAUCAGAAUUUUAUUUUCCUUUGUACUUGGUAAUGAAUACAUGGCAUAGUAAUAUUUUUUAAGUUUUUCCUUGAUCAUAGCCUAGAUAAUGACUUAUUAUUUUUUACAUUUGGCUUUGAGGAAGCAAUAUUUACUAAAGUUAAAAGAGGAUUAAUAAUGUAAUUAUUACAUAUAUGAAAAGAGUAGUUUAUACCGAUUGUAAUUAAAUAACCAUUUUAUUAUUUUGAAUAUAAAAGUUUUUAAUUUCAUCUGAUUAAAACAAAUGCUCAUCAACAACAACUUAGUUAAGCCGAUCUCUUGUUAGAUUACUGUUAAGGGUGUCGUUUGAGAUAAAUGCUCAGAAAUUACAAACUCUAAGGUUAGACUUUGGAGUCCUUUAUUAUUGAUAGAAUGAGACAAAGGAAUGCCCAAUAAUACUCUGAACAAGAGCUAGAAAUACAAACUAAUUUUAAAAAUAACCAAAUUAUAUCCUACUCCGAAUUAUUCUCAGAUAAAACCUAAUUCCUAAUAGUUUUCAAAUCAAACGUAACAGAAUUGAGUUAAUACCUACAAAUCAAGGAAUACUAUAAUAAAUUUUAAUAGUUUAUCACCAAUCAUAUCAGCAACACCUACAAAAUCCUUAAAUUGCCCAAAUAAAAAAUAAUUAGAAAUUUAAUCAGACUAAAUUUAAGUUGUACCUCCACUUUCACAUUCUAAUCAUCAACUAUAAAGUCUUUUGACGCAUUAAAGGUUUUGAAAGUAUUAAAAACUAUUGUUCAUCAUGAUGUAAAAAUCAUUUCGAGUGAAGUAGAAUUAGUAGUGCACACAUAUAAAAUUUUGUUCAUAAUUGCAUUCUAUCAUAUUUUUGAAAUUUUUAAUUAGAUGGAUGUUAAUGUUCAUAAACUACUAAAAUUGACUAGCUUAUCAAAUUAGGACUAUACUUAUUUACAGAUUUCGAUUUCAUUUAGUGAAUUAAAUAAUUUUAUAUAAAGGUGGAAUGAUAAUAAAAUUUUGAAGAAACUGGAAAUCAAUUUUUUCUAUGAAAUAAUUCCAAAUGAAAUAUUCAUCAUAACAAUUCGUGAUCUAGGUUUGAGUGUCCCCUAUUAAAAACCCUAUCAAAGAAAAAAACACCCUUACUAUUAAAAUUUUGAUGAUGAAACACAUCAAUUAAAAUAUUGAUCUUUG
Paramecium octaurelia is the source of this 1580-nucleotide messenger RNA. The record is from the annotation of a GenBank genome assembly. Lineage: Eukaryota; Ciliophora; Oligohymenophorea; Peniculida; Parameciidae.